AUGCCGAAAUCAUGGCAACUGUUUAAGGGAAAGUUGCGCGAGCGCUUUCGCCCGAAAGACUUUGAAUACAACCUGCGUGAGCGGUUGUUUCAACUGAAACAACACGGAACUAUCCAUGAAUACGUGUCGUCGUUUCAGGAUUUGAUGUCUCAAUCCGAGUUGGACAUUUCGGAAAUGGAGAAACGUUUCUACUUCCAGAAUGGGCUUCGUGCGGAGACGGCUAAGAAGGUGAAGGAACUCAGUCCAAGGUUCUUACAUGAGGUCAUAGAGAUUGCAACGAACUUUGAGUUUGCUCACUAUGGAGGGCUAUCGUUAAAACCUGCACGUGGGCCGAAAGAGGAUUGGCUAAAGUCAGCCACUUGUAACAACUGUGGACAAUUCGGCCAUAUCAAGCCACAAUGUACGUCCACCAAGGAGAUGAACCACUAUGUUGGCGGAUAA
Messenger RNA from Phytophthora sojae, 441 nucleotides. RefSeq lists its product as hypothetical. The transcript has 2 exons. Gene Ontology annotation, molecular function: nucleic acid binding; zinc ion binding. The record is from RefSeq and is a predicted model, not a curated record. NCBI's taxonomy places the organism in Eukaryota, Oomycota, Peronosporomycetes, Peronosporales, Peronosporaceae. The coding region runs from base 1 to 441 and encodes 146 amino acids.